AUGAAGAAAUUCGUCGUCAAAGAGUGGGCUGAACUUAUUUCAGAUCCUAUUAUGGUGAGAGAGCAAGAUCAACGUAUCUUUAACCAUGCUGACUUGCCCGUGGUGAAAGAUCAGCUGUCAGUGACAUUACGACUGAGACUUAUGAAGCAUUCCCUUUCCUAUGAUACUAUUUUUCACAAAGGUACUGAAGAUGUAAUCCGCACGCCUGGACUUUGGCUAGGAGGAGAUAAAUUGCAUGCUCGCUUCACAGGGAACUGGGAUUGUAAUGCAGGAAUUGAUGAGCUCACUCCCGGACUUUUGUUAAACAAAUGGUACCAUCUAACUUAUACACUUUCUGAUUCUGAAAAAAGAUUAGAUUUCUACAUAGACGGUGAGUGGACCAGAUACUAUAGCAUCCAGGAUGUUAAAGUGCAAAAGGUUAUCUUCAAUGAUGGACCGCUGUAUGUUGGACGUGCUUUCUCUUGGGGUGGGAUUAAUGGAGAAAUUAGCAAUUUUCGUUAUUUCAACUGGCGCUUAUCCGCUGAAGAAGUGAAGGAAGAUUUUUUCAAAAAGCCAAUUGUAAAAGGGUCAAAAGUUGCUCUUGUUCAUGUGCCUACCAGAAAAUAUUUAUCUACUAAAGGGGUCAUAGCGUUUCUCGAACAAUAUAUGGUUAUAGGUAAUGGUCAGGAAAUAGAUUUGAAAAAUGAUGUUUGGACUGUUAUUGGAGCAUGUGGUACAAGCGAAAGUGCAGGAAGUCCUGUGUACUUUAAUACCAUUGUUGGAUUUAAACAUCAGGCGACAGGAGAAAAUUUACACUCUCAUGGUAUGGGUUGUGGGACAACACCAAAAUCUAACCAUCAGCAAGUGACCAUCUGUAGAGAUAUAAAUCGUGACGAUGAUUGGCUUAUCCGACGUUAUAGUCCAAAUGCUUUUUAUGAUGACUCGGGUAGUUUGAGUCAUGGUGACAUCAUCAGUCUUUUCCAUAUCACAACUGAUAAACCAGCACUUUACAGUCAUGACAUUUUAUUAGAUGAUGGAACCCAAGAAGUUUCUUGUUAUGGAAAUGGAAAUGACGAAAAUAAUAAGAAAUCUUUGCACGAUGUGACUUCUGAAUACCAAGAAACAGAACUUACUCGUGAUCUUAAGUUCGAGAAGUUAUCAAAUCAGCGAUGGAAAAAUUCUCAUACUUAUCAUUUGCGUUGCAAUGCAAACACAAAUGAGAUUCGUUUACAUGCCUAA
Entrophospora candida is the source of this 1218-nucleotide messenger RNA. The record is from the annotation of a GenBank genome assembly. Lineage: Eukaryota; Fungi; Glomeromycota; Glomeromycetes; Entrophosporales; Entrophosporaceae.